This is a messenger RNA of Gambusia affinis (western mosquitofish), 1013 nucleotides long. RefSeq names its product eukaryotic translation initiation factor 5A-1. Gene Ontology annotation, biological process: positive regulation of translational elongation; positive regulation of translational termination. The record is from RefSeq and is a predicted model, not a curated record. NCBI's taxonomy places the organism in Eukaryota, Metazoa, Chordata, Actinopteri, Cyprinodontiformes, Poeciliidae. The transcript has 6 exons. Bases 379 to 846 code for a protein of 155 amino acids. Gene Ontology annotation, molecular function: RNA binding; ribosome binding; translation elongation factor activity.
CAAGCGGUGCUGGGGAGCUGCAUGACAGCGGCAGCAGAGGGAGAGAGAGGCUGCACGUCGUACAAACAGGCGGGCUUUGGAUCCGUUUCGGUCCGGCGGCUGCUUGGAGUGGCCGCCUUCCUCUGCUGGAGGCAAACAGCAGUCUGGAUAACACUCAGGGGGAAGGAAUGAGUCAGAGAAAUUAUAAAAACACCAGCUAAAGACUAAUUAAUGAAAAUAAAUAAAUAAAAAUAAUAAAAAGGUGGGAGCGACGUCGUCUUGGAGGAGCAGAGGCCGGACCGGACAGUGACCUCAGCGGAGGAGCAGAGCCAUCAUCAUCAUCAUCAUCAUCAUCAUCAUCAUCAUCAUCUUCAGCAGCAGCAGCAGCAGCGGACAGCCAUGGCCGAUGCAGAGCUGGACUUCCAGACCGGUGAUGCCGGGGCGUCUGCCACCUUCCCCAUGCAGUGCUCCGCGCUCCGCAAAAACGGCUUCGUGGUGCUCAAAGGUCGACCCUGCAAGAUCGUUGAGAUGUCCACCUCCAAAACCGGCAAGCACGGCCACGCCAAGGUUCAUAUGGUUGGCAUCGACAUUUUCUCCGGUAAGAAGUAUGAAGACAUUUGUCCUUCCACCCACAACAUGGACGUCCCCAACAUCAAAAGAAUGGAUUACCAACUGAUUGGGAUCCAGGACGGCUACCUCUCCCUGCUCCAGGACAGCGGGGAGGUGAGGGAGGACCUGAAGCUUCCCGAGGGAGACCUGGGGAAGGAAAUCGAGAGCAGACACGAAGCCGGAGAGGAGAUCCUGAUCACUGUUCUAAAUGCAAUGGACGAGGAAGCUGCAGUCGGUAUAAAAGCCUUGGGUAAAUAAGCCACAGCAGAUACAAACAAGAUGAACUGGACCUGGAGGAAAAGGAGAGGCUGAUGCAUCGUCCAAGCCAGUCUCCCUCCCUUCUCUUUCUCUUUCUUUUUUCCGUUCUUGCUUUCCGCCUCUCCUUUGGGUUCAUCUAGACGACUUGAAUAAAUAUCUGGAAGCAA